This is a messenger RNA of Solanum verrucosum, 898 nucleotides long. RefSeq lists its product as uncharacterized. The record is from RefSeq and is a predicted model, not a curated record. The coding region runs from base 14 to 829 and encodes 271 amino acids. NCBI's taxonomy places the organism in Eukaryota, Viridiplantae, Streptophyta, Magnoliopsida, Solanales, Solanaceae. The transcript has a single exon.
CAUUAUCAGAAAUAUGCAAGCGAGUUCAGAACUAUCUCAGUCUCCGAGUUUUGCUCGUACUAAUCUCACAGAAAUUGCUGCUAGAGUUGUAGAAGAAUUCACAGCUGAAAAUGAAAUUGACUCCGAAUUUUCCUUUAAUGAUGAUGACUACAAUGAGAACGAUGAAAAUCAAGUACAUAAACAUGAUGAUGAAGAUGAUUCUGAAUUUGCUUUUGUUACGGCAGGAUCUGAUCAAUUUUCGCCUAUUUCUGCUGAUGAAAUCUUCUACAACGGUCAGAUCCGUCCAAUUUUCAACAGAGAUUUAUCGUUAAACGAUACCGGUUAUAGUAAUUCGGAGAAAGUUUCGACUCCGACGAAGUCAAAUCGAGUUUCGUUAAGGAAGCUUUUUACCAAAGAUCGUGAAAUUGCGUCGUCGUCUUCCUCGUCGGAAGUCGACGAUUUAGAAGGAAUUGCUCCGGGAACAUACUGCGUGUGGAGGCCGAAAUCGGCGGAAGAGCCUCCAUGUGAAUUGCGUAAGAAGAGCAACUCCACUGGCUCCUCUUCUAAGCGGUGGAAGUUACGUGACUUCAUUCACCGGAGUAACAGUGACGGUAAGGAAAUUUUCGUGUUUUUGACAACUCCGUUCAAAAAACGAGAAGAGAAAACAGAGAUUACAAGGACUGACUCUGGUAAAAUCACCGGAAAAGUUCCCGCCGUUGAAGAUUUUCCGGCGUUGCGUUGCGCGAUAAACGGAAAAGAUAAACGGAAGUCAUACUUACCGUACAGGCAAGAUUUGGUAAGCUUUUUGGGUAAUGUGAAUGGGUUAAAUCGGAAUUUACAGCAUUUCUGAGGCUAAUUACAGUGAACGGAAUCUUCAGAUAAUUAAAUAGUUAAUCAGUGAUUAAGCAUGUGUACAUAA